Messenger RNA from Aspergillus wentii DTO 134E9, 714 nucleotides. RefSeq names its product HAD family hydrolase. The record is from RefSeq and is a predicted model, not a curated record. The coding region runs from base 1 to 714 and encodes 237 amino acids. The transcript is spliced from 4 exons. Lineage: Eukaryota; Fungi; Ascomycota; Eurotiomycetes; Eurotiales; Aspergillaceae. Gene Ontology annotation, molecular function: sugar-phosphatase activity; beta-phosphoglucomutase activity.
AUGUCGACAGAAGGAUCAUUCUCUGCUCCCCCGCAGGUCCAUACCUUUGAUGGAGUUCUCUCCGACUUUGACGGCACCAUUGUUGACUCCACAGAUGCAAUCAUCAAGCACUGGCACAAGAUUGGUGCUGAGCUUGGUGUUGAUCCCGAGACUAUCCUUGCUACAUCCCAUGGACGGAGAAGCAUUGAUACAUUGAAGCUUUACGAUGAGAGCAAGGCUAAUUGGGAGUAUGUCAAAUACGUGGAAGGCCGCAUCCCCAUCGAAUUCGGCUCCGACGCCGUCGAGAUCCCCGGUGCCAGGGACUUUCUCGAUGCCCUGGACGAGGCCGGUGGACGAUGGGGCGUGGUGACCUCCGGCACGAUGCCACUGGUCAAUGGCUGGCUGGAUGUUCUGAACCUCACCCACCCCAAGAACCUUAUCAGCGCAGAGGACGUUGAGCAGGGCAAGCCCGACCCGCGGUGCUACCUGCUGGGCCGUUCGCAGAUCGGCUGCGACCAGAACACCAACUCGAUCAUUGUGCUCGAGGAUGCGCCGUCUGGAAUCAAGGCUGGCAAGGCGGCUGGGUUCAAAGUGCUUGCGCUCACGACGACCCACAAGCUGGCUCAGCUCCAAGAGGCCGGGGCAGACUGGAUUGUCGAAGACCUGAGAAGUAUCUCGGUCAAGGGCGUCGUUAACGGCUCGAUUCAGCUCGAAAUCAGGAAUGCGUUCCAAUAA